Pongo pygmaeus (Bornean orangutan) is the source of this 2632-nucleotide messenger RNA. RefSeq names its product NADH:ubiquinone oxidoreductase subunit B4 (gene NDUFB4). The transcript is spliced from 3 exons. Gene Ontology annotation, cellular component: respiratory chain complex I; mitochondrion. NCBI's taxonomy places the organism in Eukaryota, Metazoa, Chordata, Mammalia, Primates, Hominidae. The record is from RefSeq and is a predicted model, not a curated record. The coding region runs from base 2005 to 2574 and encodes 189 amino acids.
GAGACGGAGUCUCGCUCUGUCGCCCAGGGUGGAGUGCAGUGGGGCGAUCUCGGUUCACUGCAAGCUCCGCCUCCCGGGUUCACGCCAUUCUCCUGCCUCAGCCUCCCAAGUAGCUAGGACUACAGGCGCCCGCCACUACGCCCGGCUAAUUUUUUUUUUUGUAUUUUUAGUAGCGACGGGGUUUCACCGUGUAAGCCAGGAUGGUCUCGAUCGCCUGACCUCGUGAUCCGCCCGCCUCGGCCUCCCAAAGUGCUGGGAUUACAGGCGUGAGCCACCGCGCCCGGCCAAACUGCGAAAUGUGGGUAUAAAUGUGACUCAAAGCUGGCCUGAGCUGGUGCUUUGUGCCUAUGAGGUGGCCCUGCUCUACAGGACCAGUCACGGCUGUGACAUCACCAAAGCUGUAACACUGCCUCUUCAAUAAGAUUGUUUUCUUCUACCUCCGGGUUGCCCUUGAAUUCUUUCCUGGGCAAAGCCAAGUUCCCUGGUUGCCUAAGCCCCACUUUGGGGCUCGCCUGCCCUGCAUCAGUUCAUACUCGCUGGACUCAUUUCUUUAUCCUUUUAUUCUUUUUACAUGCUCUCCUUCCUAGAUCAGUGUCUAAUCUAUACAGGUUUUUGAAACUUUAUGUAGUCUUUAGAAUUUUAUAACCUGCUCUUGCUUUUCAUAUUGUAUUAUUUUCUUAGUAUUUCAAAACACCUUUGAACAAGUCAGAAUUUCCUUUUUUUUCUCCUUUAAAAUUGAGUCUGAGUAACUCGUCUUGUGUUCAUUUUUUCUACAUUCUCUCAGCCUAUAUUCUCAUGAGUCCAUUUUGCUCUAUAUUCAUCUGGACAUUAGACUACUUUGCAAAUAUUACCAUUUCUGCCUAUUCUUUCUGUACUGCCUGAUUGUCAGCUCCCGGAAGACAAACACCCCAUCUUCCAUUUUGUCUGGAUUUCCCCCACUGAGCCUAGAAGAUUGACUUAACACUGACUAGUGUGCUGUGUGCUUCACGCGGUGGGUGCUUAAUAAAUAUUUUAAAACAGUAUUAAAAUGUUGAAUAAAUUUGACAGCAGUGCUGCUUCUCAUCACUUCAAAUGCCAACACUUUCUAGGUCCCUUUUCUAACAACCAUUUCCCAACAUACUUACGCGCCCCCAGAUGUUUCAGCCAAGCUGGGGCUCUCUUUUGAUCCAUCUUUCUUUGCCCGAGUUAUGGAAAUAUUGUUUACAUUUUUUCCCCUGAGGAGAAGGGGAACCCAAAGACCCUGCUGUGAAAUUUGAAGUUGCUUUUUCUCCUUGGUAAUUGGGGAGAAGGAAGGACAGUAGGGAUAGAGAAGGUUUUAUUUCCGAUUACUUCAGUUUUCGCCCCAGAUCGUCUUUUACAAUAAGAUACAAUGCCCCUAUGAGUAUUUUCAUACCUGUAAGGAUGUUUUUAAUUCUUUGCAUCUGAAGAGUGCUAAGGAUUUUAGGCAAGAGGUUUUAGUAUUUUAACUAAGAUAUUUUCUCAUGAGCUUUAUUCAGUAUCUCAUUUUCUUCCUGACCUUCUAUAGUCAGUCAGGCAACAUUUCUCUUAUAACAUCAUUUUUCCUGUUAAUCAUUAUUUCGUACUUGUGAAAAAUAAGCUUACACUUAAUGUUGUAUGAAUCUUGCAUGGUAAAGUACAGAAAAGCUUAUUCUCUUCUUCUUGGGUGGGGAAUUCUGUUUUGCAAAGCACUUUGUGAUCCAUUUGUUAGCUUAUUUAAUCCUCACAACAACUUUGCUAGGUGGACAGGAGUCAUUAUCUCCAGGAUAAGGAAAAGGAAACUCAGAGACUUUAAGUGACUUAUCCAAGGUGACACAGCACGGUUAGACCCACAAUGAAAACCCGGACUUCUGACUCCACAGCCAGUCCCACACAGCUCAACUUUACAUAAUAAGCCCUGGUUAUGUCAGUAGAGACAAGGCUGCUAGGAAGAAGCAGCAGGGUGACAGAUGAGUAGGUGGGGAGCGGCGGUGGGGCAGGGCGCACUGCGAGAAGAGCACUUCGCGCAUGCGCAUAUCACCGAGCGAACGCUGCCGUGUUCAGGAAGGUAGGAGAAAGAGGCCAAGCUCCAUGUUAACGUCAUCACCAACCUCUGCUAACGCGCAGGCGCACUUCCUGAAGCUGAAGGUCAGCAUAGGAAAAGGGCCUCAGAAUCGCGCAGGCGCAAUUGUGGCUUGGGUCGCCAAGAUGUCGUUCCCAAAGUAUAAGCCGUCGAGACUGAGUCCUCUGCCUGAGACCCUCGACCCAGCCGAAUACAACAUAUCUCCGGAAACCCGGCGGGCGCAAGCCGAGCGGUUGGCCAUAAGAGCCCAGCUGAAACGAGAGUACCUGCUUCAGUACAACGAUCCCAACCGCCGAGGGCUCAUCGAAAAUCCUGCCUUGCUUCGUUGGGCCUAUGCAAGAACAACAAAUGUCUAUCCUAAUUUCAGACCCACUCCUAAAAACUCACUCAUGGGAGCUCUGUGUGGAUUUGGGCCCCUCAUCUUCAUUUAUUAUAUUGUCAAAACUGAGAGGGAUAGGAAAGAAAAACUUAUCCAGGAAGGAAAAUUGGAUCGAACAUUUCAGCUCUCAUAUUAAGUCUGGCAAUGAUGACUAUAUGUAUUCCUGCCUAAAUAAAUCGUCUAUUAAUCAUUAA